Messenger RNA from Dalotia coriaria, 1787 nucleotides. It is a transcript of the gene Xxylt, whose product is annotated as Xyloside xylosyltransferase. The transcript is spliced from 3 exons. Lineage: Eukaryota; Metazoa; Arthropoda; Insecta; Coleoptera; Staphylinidae. Gene Ontology annotation, biological process: protein O-linked glycosylation via N-acetylgalactosamine. Gene Ontology annotation, molecular function: xylosyl alpha-1,3-xylosyltransferase activity. Bases 144 to 1217 code for a protein of 357 amino acids. The record is from RefSeq and is a predicted model, not a curated record. Gene Ontology annotation, cellular component: endoplasmic reticulum membrane.
UUUUGUUUGUAGUGGGAGUAAAAGAAGAAGCGUCAAACAACUUGUUACACCAGUUACAAAAAGAAAAACUCCUCUCAAGUCCAAGUUGACCAAACAUAUCAAGUCAUGAAACUAAAAUAAGUGCAAUACAAAAAUGCAUCAACAUGCAAAAAGUGCAUUCCAUGCUCAAUUUGUUCAUAUUCCUGACGACGAUCGCGUUUUUCAUCUACCUGUUCACCUUCAUUGAUAACACAAGCAUAUCAAGAUCACAGAUUGCCAGACCAGAGUUCAAAUACUUCAUCAGUUCAAAUGAUCAGAAAGGCAGUGAUUAUAAUCUAUGGCUUAUCUUCACCAAAGUGGUGGAGCAAACUCCACUCUAUCACAAUUUUCAGAGGUUAAUCGAGAACUUGCUGGCUGUGACCUCUGUGCCAAUUGAUCUUCACGUUAUCACUGAUGAUGCCUCCAAACAGAUUGCCAUUGAGAUAUUCCAGCAGAUGAAGAGCAAUGUGAAUGCUUCCAAGAUAACUUAUCAGUUUUAUAAUGUUAGUGACUUUGCUAGCAGUAUCAAGGAUAUUGUGGAGGCAAUGACUCCACACUUUAGUUCUAGGCCUGGAACAUACUACAGUGAUGCCUUGUUUUACAUUUCAUUGGGCAUUUAUCGACUUGCUCCAAUGAAUCAAAAAUUAGCUGUGAUGAUUGAUUGUGAUGUACAUUUUAAGCAAGAUGUGGCCUUACUUUUUGACCAAUUCAAGUAUUUUAGAGAAGGUGAAUUAUUUGCACUAGCGCCCGAAUUAUCUAUAGUAUACCGACACAUUCUCUACUCUUAUAAACAAAAACACAAUACAACAUUCGGAGAGUACUUACAUGCCAAGCCAAUCAACCAAACGUUUGAAGCGCCCCAGCAUCCAAAAGGUUUCCCCGGAUAUAAUUCUGGUGUCGUCCUCUUCAAUUUAACCGCCAUACGAAAUUCCUCCACAUAUCGACAGGUGAUAAAGAAGGAAUCUGUAGAUGCGAUGGUGGGCAAGUAUCGCUUCCGCGGCCAUCUUGGUGACCAAGAUUUUUACACUUUGUUAGGUUAUGAACAUCCUGAAAUGAUCAGAAUGUUGAGUUGUGCUUUCAAUCGUCAAUUAUGCACAUGGUGGCGCGACAAGGGCGAGAAAGGUGUAUUUGAUAAGUAUUUUCAAUGCGACGAUGAUAUCGUUGUUUUACAUGGCAAUUGCAAUACAAGAAUGGAUUAAUUAUUACAGAAGGCAUUAUAGAAGGUACAAGUGGAGGGACAACCCAAUCGGAGACAAAAAGAGGGGGAGAGAAGACCCUAGACAACUGUGACUGGACUGCUGGAGGAUUUAGGUACGACUGAGCACUUAGCUCCGUGCAGGCUGCUCUUUAAUACCUGCGCUGAUCCGCAAAAAGUGGUGGGGGAAGGCCAGUGUGACGUGGCUGAGCGCACCUCGCAACUCGAGUGGGGGCACCUACCCCCACUCCUUUUCUCGGGUCAAGCGCAGGUAUAAAAGGGUAUCCCGCGGGCUCAGUGUGCCUAAGUCUUCCAGCAGUCUAGUCGCAGCUCUUUAGGUCUUUGGUUUGGGUUGCACACAGGAGACUUCCAGUCUCUCAAUUUGCCCUAUUUGAUGAGUGCCUUUGGGUACCAAAUCGCAAUUAUAUUCCAUUUUAGAUAUUUUUAUAUCACAGACAUUCAUAAAUAUUUUAAAAAUGUUUAUUCGUUAAAAACAGGUGUUAAAUGUUAAAAAUAUAUAAUGUUUAUAUAUGCAACAAGUAAAUAAAACAAUAAAUAGCUCUUUGUAUAAAAA